GUUUGUUUAAAGCGGUUGUGGGCUGAUCCGAGGAGGGAGAGGGACAGAGGAACAGUUAUUUAUCCAGUCAUCCCCGUGGGACUCAGAGGUCGCCAUGUUUUCCCUGUCGGAGCUGGCGCCUCUGAACCAGCAUCAGGGUCGGUGUAAACUGUUGAAGCCCUGGUGGGAGGUCUUCAUGGACUACCUGGUGGUCCUGAUGCUGAUGGCAUCCGUCCUGGCUUGUACGGAGCAGCUGUCCAGGGAUCGAGUGGUGUGCAUUCCCAUGGAUCCAGUUAUCACUGUGAACGCCAGCAAUCGCAGUCCCUCCACUAGCGGGCAAGCACCGACUCCAGCUCAUGAUCCACGCGGCGCCGGCCCAAAUCUUCACUCUACAGGCCGGGGUAGACGCACACACCUGGCCUACCAGCAGUAUGUUUACAUUAGCCAGGUGUGCUACCAUGAGGCGUUGCCUCUGUGCUCCCGCUUCUUCCCGUACAUGGCCAUGCUGCAGUGCCUCAUGCUGGUCGCCAGCGGCUCCUUCUGGCUCCACUUCCCCCACACCUCCGCCCGCAUAGAGCACUUCCUGGCAAUUUUGUCAAAGUGCUGCGAGUCGCCUUGGACCUCUCAAGCCUUGUCUCACGCCGUCCGGCAGGAGAGCAUCCGAGAGAAGGAGGAGGAGGAGGUGGUGGAGGAGAGAGGACCGCCCCAGCCUCCUCCCUCUUCAUCUCCACCUCCUGUAACACGCAUGGGACGCACGAGCAUAGACUCGGGCACGGACAGCCCGCUUCUGAAGAGGUCCUGUAGUGCGUCCUGUGGCGCCCCUCCCUCCCCGUGCCCGUCCACCCUCUCCUGUAACUCCGCCAUGUCGUCUACACCCGUCGGGUGCCCGGUGCACUUUCCUUCCUCCGACCGUGUCGUGGUGGACAGUCCCAGGCAGGUGGUGAGUCUGGGUAGAAGUGACGGGGAACAGGCCAGGGCGCUGUUCGAAAGGGUCAGGAGAUUCCGGUCGCACUGCGAAAGCUCGGAUGUCAUCUAUAAGGUCUACUCGGCUCAGACGGUAUUCAAGUUGCUGAUGGUGACGCUGAUCUUGAGUUACACCAUCCCUCUUCUCAGCUCCCUCUCCUUCACCCACACCUGCCACCCUGAGGAGGAGGCCUUGGUGGGCUACUCGACCUUCGAGUGUAUCCACGUGCUCUCCUCCCUCCUACGCAAGCUGCUGGUGGCGUACCUGACCCUGCUGGGGCUGUACGGCCUGCUCAACUUCUACACCCUCGGCUGGAUUUUACACAGCUCUCUACGGCAGUAUUCCUUCCACUCGCUGAAGGAGCCGUGCUCCCUGAGAGAUGUCCCCGACCUGAGGAACGACCUGGCCUUUCUCCUCCACAUGUUGGACCAGUACGACCCUCUGCUGGCCCAGCGUCUAUCCGUCUUUUUGUCUCCCGUCAGCGAGAGCCGGCUGCUGGGGGAAAGCUUCGAGAGAUGCUGGGGGGAGGAGAAGCUGCGUGCCAUGACGAGCGUGGACUCGGAGGGCUGCUCCAGACUGCAGCUGGUGGCCCUUCCUCGCCUCCCUCCGGCCCUCUUCGCCCUCAGCCAGCUUCAGGUCCUCCAACUGGAGCUCAUCGCCGAUGCCAGGUUCACCGCACAGGUGGCCAACAUGACCUCGCUCAGGAAGCUCCACCUCUAUCACUGCACGGCAGCGGUGGAUCCCGGUGCACUGGGAGUCCUCCAGGAACAUCUGGAGGUCCUCCACCUCACCUUUACCCAGGCGUCGGAGAUCCCCGGCUGGGUCCUCUCCCUCCGCGGCCUGCACGAGCUCCACCUCUGCGGCCGCCUGAGCAAUGACGGCGCGGUGGGCCGCGGCUGGGCGUUGGGGAGCCUCCGCCAGCUGCGUCACCUCCGCGCGCUGGUGAUCCGAGGUGCGCUGCAGCGGAUCCCCGGGGAGCUGUGCGAGGUGGCCGGCAGCUUGGCGAGGCUGGAGAUCCACAACGAGGGCACCAGGCUGCUGGUGCUGACGGGCCUGAAGCGCAUGGCCGACCUCACCGAGCUGCUGCUGCAGGACUGCCGGCUGGAGCGCUUGCCCUCGGCCCUGCUGGCUCUCGGCAACCUGCGGAAGCUCGACCUGCAGCACAAUAACUUGAGGACUCUGGAGGAGCUGCUCAGUCUGGCUCACCUGCGCCGCCUUUCGUGCCUCCGGCUCGCCUACAACCGUAUUCUGGCACUGCCGGCCAGCGUCGGGGCGCUGCGAGGCCUGGAGCUCCUGGAUCUCUCCAACAACCAGCUUCAGGGCCUCCCCCCGGCGCUCUUCACUCUGCGGCGCCUUCGCAGGCUCCUGCUGGCUGGUAACCUGCUGGAGGUGCUGCCCGCGGAGGUGAAGGCGCUGCAGCUGCUCACAGAGCUGGACCUGAGCGGGAACCGGGUGGAGAGCCUUCCCCCUCAGCUCUUCAGUAGCUGUUUGGAGCUGCACGUCCUGAACGUGGCUCGCAACUCUCUCGGCUCGUUACCCAGCGGGGUUGCGGCUCUAAGUCGGUUGUGCAGGUUGGACUUGCGCAGCAACAGUCUGGAGGAACUGCCCGCCGAGCUGGGCUGCUGCUCAGGGCUGCAGGGAGGCGGUCUCCUGGUGGAAGACUGGCUGUUUCUAUCUCUGCCUCCACAGGUCAGGAACUUCCUGAGACGUUCUCCUCGCGCCCCCUCCGGUUCUCACUCAGAGCGUCAUUCCCGCCCAGAUUCGGAGAGUUUCCCAUACUUCUCUCCGACCCAGUGGAGUUUCUCUUCUGCUCUGGAAUCACAGAUAUAAGUAUCCGAACACGGAUUCGCGAGAUUUUGCAUUCGCGAUGCUUUCGGGCAAAGUGUUGACCGGCUGUCAGAAGGCAGCUUUCCUCUUGGUCACUUUAAUGAGGGGCUUUAACAACCAUCAUUAGCCCACUGUUACUUUAUAGUACACGUUCUGCACAUAGAUUCUCUGACCACACAAAUAACUGAACUAAAUUUUGUGGCAGGACGAUAAAUAAGGUUUUCACCAAUUUAUGUUGCGUACACUUUGUAGUUACAUUGAGUUAAUUAUUCAUAGUAAAUGGACUGAAACAUGCAAAAUGCACCACCUCUGUUAACCUCAUUACUAUUUACAUUUUUUAGAGAAUGUUUAGCACUUUUUCCCCAAAAUAGACGAGGAGACCAUCUGCAUGUGUUGUAGGGUUGAAUAAUCGUUGCGGAUAAAUAACUGUUUAACUGGAAGAGGGAAAAAACCAUUCAUAAAGUAUUACUUGCAGGGAUCUCUCUGAAUAUAAUAUGGAACAAAGAUGUGCGUUGUUUGAUAACAAAAUAUUUAUCAUUAAUACAUAAAUUACUCAAAUUUGUAAUAAGAUGACGAUAAAUACACUAAUUCAUAUGUGUACAAAAUAUAAAUACACAGUAUAAAGACAAAUAAACAUGUUUAUUUUUGAUUGCUCCUGUUUGGUCAUUUUAUUGUGAAAAUGACUCCAAAAGUGUUCACAUGCUAUCAAGUCCGAUCUGAGGCUGGUAUGAUCAUUUACUGCAGGUUAUAGUCUCCACACCACAACAACUUAAAAAUCAAACUGCUUUUUAUUAACUCAAUUAUAAGUGGUUUGUACAGUACAGUACAAGUAAAUGCUUUCAUAUUUUAUUAAAUAGUAAAGGAUUGUCUUUCAGAGCUGAAGAGAAACCCUUAAAUGUAAUACUACUCUGUAUGUGUGUAUAUAUAUAUAUAUAUAUAUAUAUAUAUAUAUUGUUGGAAGUAUGGAAAAUUAAUGUGCAUUUUUCGUGGGUCAAAAGUCCAGCUGAAGAUCCUGAGGCACAAAGUGUGAAUUACGAGACCAUAGAAUUAGUACAGACGUAGCUUACAUGUUUAAAGCAGAUCCACGGAGACACCAGGGCCAUAAAUCAAGCCGGCGGAGACGGAGGGAGUUGGUUUCAAUGUCAAAAAGAGUGAAUGUGGGGAUGAGUUAGGUGCCUCGUAUCUAAAGAAAAGGGGUCCUUUUCUGUUGUCUGAGGGUUGUUAUUCUGUCCUAGCAAUUGUGUGCAUCCUUACAAGGCACAGACAGAUAGCUAACCAAAGAGUGCAGAAGGAAUGACGCUCCAGAAUGUUUUGUUGAUGAACUUUACUUUCAGAUGUUCAUUCUUUAGUUAACUCUGUUGCUCUUCCUUUCUCUCUUUUCAGUGUGGUAAAACUAUAAAAUAAACAGAAAGACAACAUA
This is a messenger RNA of Pseudoliparis swirei, 4190 nucleotides long. Its product is annotated as volume-regulated anion channel subunit LRRC8D. Gene Ontology annotation, cellular component: adherens junction. Gene Ontology annotation, molecular function: protein binding. NCBI's taxonomy places the organism in Eukaryota, Metazoa, Chordata, Actinopteri, Perciformes, Liparidae. The record is from RefSeq and is a predicted model, not a curated record. The transcript is spliced from 6 exons. Bases 95 to 2773 code for a protein of 892 amino acids.